AUGGGUUCGGGAAGUAGUGUACCGGUUCAGUCGCGUAAUAUAACCGGUGGUGGUGGCGGUGGCGGUGGUGAUGGUGGAGGUGAUGUCGUAGUUGAAAAUGGUGAACAGCAAAAAGUGGAUCCACGGUUACCAUAUCCAAAUUUUCGAGAAUUAUUCACAUUGAAGAAUUAUUGGAAAACCGUAAGACGAAAUGAACGUGAUUGCGCCAAAAUGAUAUUUGCUAAAUAUUUGAAACAGAAUCCGGAUAAUAAGGAAAAAUAUCCGAAAUUGAAAAAUAUUGAUGUGGAAACGGUGAGUGCCACAACGGUGGAUUCAGGCUUCGAGACGGUUGCAGCCAAUUAUUUGAAGGUAUUUGAUGAUGUAAUAACGACAGUUGAAGAAAAACCAGCGGACGUCUCGGAUGCUUGCUCACGGCUUACAGCGGUCGGUAAAAUGCAUAGGACUAAGGUAAAUGGAAUGGAUGGUAGUGAAUUUCAAUUAAUGGAAGAACCAUUUUUAUAUAUGAUCAGCGAAGUAUUACAGGAUCGUUAUAAUGAUAAAGCAGAAAAUUUAUUUAGGAAACUCUAUCAGUUUUGCCUCAAAUAUAUUCUCGAAGGCUUUAAUUCAUAG
Acanthocheilonema viteae is the source of this 609-nucleotide messenger RNA. The record is from the annotation of a GenBank genome assembly. NCBI's taxonomy places the organism in Eukaryota, Metazoa, Nematoda, Chromadorea, Rhabditida, Onchocercidae.